AUGCGACAUGGUCUUCUGUCGCCCAUCUCAAUGGCUUUGCUUAGCCAAAUAAUGAUUCUGCCUGCGACGGCCGUGGCAAUGGCCAAGCAGAUGAUGCCCACAUCUACCAACAUCGACCUGACUUUGACGCCGCUGUUUGACGGAGAUCAGGGCAGCGCUUCGGCCAUCAAUGUAAAUCAAGUUAUAUGGGGACGAGCGUUCCGACAGGGACAAGAUGUGUUCGCGCUGCCCAUCAACACUGUCAACAUCGACAUGGGAUACGUCUCAGACGCGGGCGUUUUGUUUUCUGAUGCCGAGGGGGAGCUACAGGCAACGGAGCGCAUCGGGACGUCUGGCCCAUCCACGGCCCGGGUCUGGAAAGCUGGCCGCCCGACUGUUGGAAAUGUCAGUAUUGUCUAUACAGCCCUUCCGCGGCUCAUCUCGAGAGGGACGAAAAACGGCCCCGCCCUCGACUUCCGGCUGGAUCAGGGCGGGCUGGUCGGCUCGGGCAUGGCAUUCUUGGGAGCGCCUCCGUACGAGCCGGAAGCGCCGGUCCACACGACUCUCCAGUGGGAUCUGUCAAGGAGUCCUGAGGGAACGUUGGCCGCAUGGUCAAUGGGAGACGGCGAGGGCCCCUUCGAAAUAGCCACCGAGAGUCUUCUUGGUAUUGCUUCUGGCGUGCAGGAAGCGUACUUUGCCGUCGGCCCUUUGAAUCGACUGACCUCUCCUGACGACUACAUGUAUACAGACGAGGCCGACGUCUUCAACAUGUACUGGUUUGGCACUCCAACCUUUGACCCCUUGCCGCUGGGGGUGCGCCUUAAGAAGCUGUUCCGAGAAAUGUCUAUUUUCUUCCAGGACAAGGGGAACAGCUAUCGUAUCUUCCUGCGGCACAACCCGUUCCGGGGCUCUCUGACGGGGACUGCGCUCCGUCGAUCCUUUAUGUACGGCUACGAUGACUCUGAAUGGGACUGUCCUCCGACUUUGCAGGACCGCGAGGCGGUGCUGGCGCAUGAGAUGGUCCACAACUGGGUCUUACUCACCCAGGACGGCGUGGCCGAUAAUUGGUACCAUGAAGGGCUUGCCGAGUAUUAUCAAGUUCUCCUCCGCUUCCGCUUCGGCAAUCUGUCGGCACGGGAGUACUUGGAGCAGGUCAACGAGAAGCUGGUUGCCUAUUAUACGAGCCCGUUGGUCACCUGGCCUCUGGAGCGAGUGCAGAAGGUGACUUGGAAUAUGACGGAUGCACAGCGCGUGCCGUACUUGCGAGGGUUUACCUUUGCGCUUCAUGUCAAUGACCUCCUUCGUAGUGCUGGACAUUCUAUCGACGACCUGGUCCGGACCCUUGCGGACAAAAUGCAAGUUGGAGAGAGUGUUGGGGUGGAAGACUACCUGAAACUUCUCUCGCAGUUGCUUGGCGACGAUAAAUCCAGAGCGGAUACGCUCGUGAUGGAAAUGAAAGAGGGCAAGUUGCUGACUCCAGGAGCUCACAGCCUGGAACAACUUCCCUUCCAGGCCCGACUUGUCCGGCACGAACUGGAAAAGUUUGAGCUUGGCUUCGACGAGAGCUCGUUGCUCCAAGGCCCACACAUUGUGAAGGGGCUGAUUCAGGGCUCCCGAGCACAACUGGCCGGGCUGCAGAACGGAGACCGUAUUCAGCUGGAGUGUGGAUCGACGCAUUUGACAGUGCGAGCCGAGAUAAGUGCGACAUUGAAGCUCAAGGUCUUCCGAGACGGAAGCGCGCCGUUUGUCGUCGAGUUUUGGCCUCGGUCACAGGACAAGGUCGAGGCAUACCAGUAUGAAGUGGUUGAGAAUGAGGAGUUAUGA
Messenger RNA from Trichoderma virens Gv29-8, 1803 nucleotides. RefSeq lists its product as uncharacterized. Lineage: Eukaryota; Fungi; Ascomycota; Sordariomycetes; Hypocreales; Hypocreaceae. Gene Ontology annotation, molecular function: protein binding. The record is from RefSeq and is a predicted model, not a curated record. Bases 1 to 1803 code for a protein of 600 amino acids. The transcript has a single exon.